AUGGACCUGACCAAUGCAAAUUGGACGAUUUGCUAUUUCUUCUUCCAGGAGAAUAACUACAGUUUGAGGACAGUGACAUCGGCUCUUUGCGCACUACUCCUCCAGCUUUUUGAUGACGAGUCUAGUCUCCUUGUUCAUGCCGUGAAGGAGUAUAGAAUCAAAGGCCAGAAGUUUGCGGAAGAUUUUCAUGCCUUGAGCAGAAUAUUUGGACAGGUGGUUCAACACCAUCCUCGUGAAAAGGUCAUUUGUAUCAUCGACGGCCUGGACGAGUGUGAGGAGACGGGCAGAGACUUGUUGAUUGAUCGUUGGAACAAGUUGAAAUUCUUUGUUACCAGUCGUUACGGCUGGAUUGAAAGACGAUUUACGCAUUCUUCAAUUCUCAGACCAGAUGCUGCCGCGGUCAACAAAGCAGUCAACAAGGAAAUAGCCAUCGUGGUCGAAUCCGAAGUUAGCGAGCUGGGUUUGCGAAUGAAACUCAGCGCUGAGCUUCAAACCACACUCAAGGCGCGCCUUGUAGCCAACGCUGGUCACACAUUUCUUUGGGUAUCUCUCACCCUGGACCAAUUCCGAAGAAGAAAAGACUUUACGGGCUCAGAAAAGCAAUGCUGGGCCAUUCUCAAUGACCUCCCCGCAGACUUGAACGCGGCUUACGAGAGGAUAUUGAAGCGAAGUACAGAUCGCAGAUUGGCGCAGAAGAUCCUACACAUCAUUAUCGCCGCGGCUAGACCUCUCACACUUGUUGAGAUAGGCAUUGCCCUGGCAAUUGAGGUACAAUCCAAAUCAACCAAGGACCUGCAGUCUAGCCGCUUUCCUUUUAUCGAAAGCUCCAUCCAGGACAUAUGCGGCGGACUUGUCAAGAUUAUAGGGACUCGACCAAACCAGAAGAUUGAUCUCGUUCAUCACACGGCGAAGGAAUUCUUAGUUACUCGGCCUUCCCAGCCUAUGCCUCGCGACCAGGGAUUCUUGGCCCUCUCUAUCUGGGCAAUAUAUUGUGUUUAUUUCCCAGUCAUAGACUUCCUUGCCAAAUUUCUGGGUUUAUGGAAGCACUCACUAGACCCAGUGGAAUCGGAUCGUGUUCUAGCAGAAAUAUGCGUCACGUAUCUUUUUUUUGAAGAAUUCAGCAACUGCCCUUUAGUGAUGAACCAUGAGGCCAAGGCGAUCGACAUUCGUGGAACUGUUGAUCGUUACGCGCGGGAAUAUGACUUCCUUGACUACGCCGCAACACACUGGGCUACACACUUCCGCAAAUCUCAAUACCGUGCUCAAGCGACCCUGAUGCAAGCAGCGCUUGAGCUUUGCGACACCAAGUCUAAGAAAUUCCAGACAUGGUUCGGGGUUUACUGGGCUCUGGUAGACUCACUGUGGCCAUGUCCUGAGAACCUCACAGCUUUGAUGGCAGGGUCACUUUGCGGGCACAAGAGAUUAGUUGAAUUUCUUUUGCGGAGCCACGAAGUAGAUAUCGUCGCAAAAGACGACAGUGGAAGGACUGCGUUGAUGUGGGCCGUUGAGAAUGGGCACGAAGAUGUGGCCCAUUUGUUGCUACAGAAUGGUGCAGACGUCAAUGCAAAAGACACGAAUGAAUGGAAUGCCCUGCAUAAAGCAAUUGAAAAGGGAUACAAGGAAUUGGCUCAGCUGCUGCAAGUGAAUGGUGCGGAUGUCUCUGCUGUCACACAACGUGGACACUCCGGGAUCCACUUUGCAGCCCGAAACGGAUUUCAUGAUCUGGUACAACUUAUGCUGGAUUGUGAAGUUGACGUUAAUAUGAGAUCUGCAGUCGGGGAGAUUGGAAAAUGUACGGCCAUGCAUUUCGCUGCUAUGAAUGGGCACAAGGAAGUUGUCUCUCUCUUGUUAGAGAAUGGCGCCGAUGUCAAUGCGGAAACUGGGCUCAUCGGAGAAAAUCUGGCACAAUAUACCCCUCUACACUUCGCAGUCGUAGAAGGACACUUGGAGGUGGCAGAGCUGCUGUUGGAAAAUGGAGGCCUCCUUGCCGCAAGGGACGCAAUGGGAGAGACUCCAUUGCACAAGGCAGCUAGUAGCGGCCAUGAAGAAAUGACCGCCCUACUACUGUCCAAAGCAACCUUCGUCGAUAUUGACUCAAAGACUGAGACCGGAGAGACCCCUCUGCAUCUGGCAGUAAAGAAGAAGGAUCAUGCGGCCGCUACGUGCCUACUCCUGAAGGGGAAUGCCAGCGUUAGGGAAAAGGAUAAGAACGGGGCGCUAGCUUUACACUAUGCAGCAGCCAAGGGCAACCAUGUGGCAGUUCGAGAGCUAAUCGCCCGAGGAGCCAAAAUUUCGGCACGGGACUAUGAUCAAAAGAGUAUCCUACAUUACGCAGCACGAUGUCAAGAACACACCGUUGCACUAAUACUCCUGGAGGAAAAUGCGGAUAUUGAGGCACAAGAUGCCGAUGAGAUGACGGCAUUGCACGAUGCAGCGGUCCAUGGAAACGACGAUGUAGUAGCUUUUUUACUAUCCAAGGGUGCCAAUCCUUGCGCACGGGAUUACGAUGGCAAGACAGCACUUCACCAUGCAGUCGCCAAAGGACGCGAUGCCGUCUUUAGGCUGCUCCUUGCCAAUCCUGACGUCGACCCAAAUUCCAGAGACAAUGCCGGUCGGACACCACUGUCAUGGGCAGUCCCAAACUUUUACCGGUCUGAAAAUGUUGUUGAACAGAUGCUGCGUUGCGAACGUAUCCACCCAGACUCCAGGGACAACGAUGGACGGACACCUCUAUCUUGGGCAGUUCAAUUUAUGCAAAUUAAUGACCCCGUGGCCAGCCUGCUAAUUGAUAUUGGACGUGUUGAUCCGGAUUCCAGGGACAACAACGGACGGACACCUCUGUCUUGGACUGUCCAACAUAUACACUCGGAUAUCCCCGCGGCCAGUCUGCUACUUGAGACCGGCCGUGUUGAUCCGGACUCUAGGGACAACAAUGGACGGACACCUCUGUCUUGGGCCGUCCAAUUCAUGCAUUCGAACGACAUCGGACAACAACGGACGGACACACCUCUGUCUUGGGCUGUCCAAUCCAUGAAAAUAGAUGACCCCGGGCCCAGCCUUCUCCUUGGUACCGGUCGUGUUGAUCCGGACUCCAAAGACAAAUACGGUCGGACGCCCCUCUCAUGGGCAGUGCAAAAUGACCAGCAUGAUCAGUGGGAUCAUGAGGCGGCUGUCAAGUUCCUACUGGGCACUGAGCGUGUGGACAUAAACUCCAAGGAUAUGGAUGGCCGGACACCACUCUCAUGGGCGACGGGAAAAAACAAGUCAAAGAUUAUACAACUUCUGGUCAAAACCGACGGAAUUCAACCGGAUUUGCCAGAUAUCAACGGCCGAACGCCACUUUCAUGGGCAGCACAAUAUGGCGACCCACAUACUGUGAAAGUCUUGCUAGACACCGGUCGCGUCGCACCCGAGAAAUGUGAUGGAAAUGGCCGAACACCGCUCAUAUGGGCAAGGGAGAAAGGAAAUAAUGAUGUUUUCGACCUUCUGAUCCGUUACCAACGUCGCUAUGUGUAUAAAGACCAGUUGGGAGCUAUUGACGGAAGGUAUGAGAUGGAAAUUGGAUACGAGAGUGGAGAUCAAAUGGAAGAAAGCGAGGAGCUUGGACGACGCUAUAGUAUCUAG
Messenger RNA from Penicillium manginii, 3624 nucleotides. Its product is annotated as ankyrin repeat domain-containing protein. The transcript has 4 exons. The coding region runs from base 1 to 3624 and encodes 1207 amino acids. NCBI's taxonomy places the organism in Eukaryota, Fungi, Ascomycota, Eurotiomycetes, Eurotiales, Aspergillaceae. Gene Ontology annotation, molecular function: protein binding. The record is from RefSeq and is a predicted model, not a curated record.